Molecule: messenger RNA, 2364 nt
Organism: Larimichthys crocea (large yellow croaker)
Lineage: Eukaryota; Metazoa; Chordata; Actinopteri; Sciaenidae
Gene: usp21
Product: ubiquitin specific peptidase 21
Exons: 12
Coding region: 424-1644 (406 amino acids)
Biological process (GO): protein deubiquitination
Molecular function (GO): cysteine-type deubiquitinase activity
Source: RefSeq, a predicted model, not a curated record
CUCUCUCUCCCUCUCUCUCCCCUCUCUUCUUCCCUCUCUUCUUCCUCUCUCUCUCUCUCUCUCUCUCUCUCUCUGACACCGGUGACAGGGCAGGGGAGAGAGGAGGUAGACUUUCAGUUCUAGCCUACAGGCACACAGUGAAACAGUAGACGUCCCCUUAUGCAUUUUUAACAGCUCAGCAGGUGAUGGGAACAGUUUGGUUGGGACAGUUUGUCCACAGAUAGAGUGACCAAGUGAUCAGCUGUGAAUGACAUUCAUCAUCAUUUUCUUGGAAAGAGAGGACUACUUUAAAAAAACAGGACUCUGUCUCUCGUGGUACAACCUACCUGUAAGCCACCUGGCUUUCAUUUCGUUGGGAAGAUCAUCUAUCUCUCUCAGGAUCCCUGUUUAGUUGACUUUUCAGAGAUUUGCCUGUAAAAUAGCAUGCCUGGAGCCAGUGGCGUCAAUGUGGAGGGCUCAUGUGAGGCUCUGUGUCGGACUCUGGUGUCUCAGAACGGCCUCCAGAGAGAGACGGCUGACAUCUCCCAGUCCGUCCUCUAUACCUCACUGAUGGGCCUGCUUCUAGUUGCUGACAACGAGAAAGAGCAGCUCACCUUAGGAAGUGGAAGGGUUGGCCUUAAAAACAUCGGAAACACAUGUUUCCUGAAUGCAAUAGUCCAGUGUUUGUCUCACACAUGUGGCUUACGGGACUACUGUCUCCUGAAGCGGUACACGCAGGAGAAGUUCUCCAAAGAGGAUGCUAAGCUCAUGGAAGCUUUCACUCAGGUGCUGUCGGGCCUUUGGGAUGAAAACGAGGGGGGCAGAGUUGUAAAUCCACGACAGUUUUACAAUCUUUUUAAAGAAGCGGUGCCUUACUUCAGUGGUUACAGUCAACAGGAUGCACAGGAGUUCCUCAGAUUCCUAUUGGACAAGCUGCACACAGAAAUCAACCGCAGACCCUAUGUUCGCCGAACGGGGAAGGAGCCGGAGCAAAAAUACGCCAGAUUUAGGAUUUCCGAAGAGGCAGCUGUCAUGUGGAAGAAGCACUUGGAAAGAGAUGACAGCAGAAUAGUAGACCUGUUCUCAGGCCAGCUAAGGAGCUCGUUGCAUUGCUCAGUGUGCUCUCACUACUCCAACACAUUUGAUGUGUUCUGUGAUCUGUCGCUGCCCAUCCCCAAGAGGAGCUCUGCAGGGGAGGUCACACUGAGGCAGUGCCUUGAUCUCUUCUCUCAGGAAGAGAAACUGGAUAAGGAGAAUUCUCCAAUGUGUGAGAGGUGUAACAGGCAUACAGAGUGCACCAAGCGGCUGUCCAUACAGAGGUUUCCCCAGGUUAUUGUGAUCCAUCUGAAUCGCUUUACAAUGUCACGGUGGUCCAUCAGUAAAAGCACGGUGUAUGUGUCCUUCCCGCUUACUAACCUGGACCUCGGACCUUACGGACCUGUCGACUGUGGCCCAGUUCUGUAUGAUUUAUAUGCAAUAUGUAAUCAUGCUGGGACAGUGAACAUGGGCCACUACACAGCCUGCUGUACAGAUGAAAAUGGUUGGUGCUUCUACAAUGACUCCAGUGUGACUUCAGUCUCAGAGAACCAGCUUCAGACCAGUCAGGCCUAUGUACUGUUUUACCAGCGCAGCAACAGCACCACCACGACCAACGUCAGAAAAUAGACCUGAGACUGGCUAAGUCAGGCAGCCAAUCAGAGCAACUUUACCUCCAGUGUCCAUAGAAACAAAUAGAAGCAGCAGUGCUGUAACUCUGUCAUCUAUGAACUUCCUAAUGAGCUUAAAUAAACUCUGAGGAGGAGGAGGAGGAGGAGGAGGAGGAGGAGGAGGAGGCUGUACUUGCUUUAAGGGGGGUUUAAAAUGUGAUCUCUCCCCUCCUAAAUCAUGGAGAUGCUUUUGAAGAGUCUCAGUGUGAGGGCUGAGACACACUGUAGCUGUCAGAGUCUCUUGUGCCCAAGUCCUCAGGGCAGGAGUGAGUGGUGUACUUGCACAUGAUGCAGAGCUCUUAAUGUAAGAAAAUUGUGAUUCAUGUUUGGUAAGGUAAGCACAAAUAAACAAAAACAAAUCUCAAAUGGAAUAGAGAUGAAGUAACAUUUUAUGACUCAGAUAUGAGGUAAAACAUUCAAAUACCCUAAACACUUUAAGCUUCAAACGUUUCAUUUAAGAAGUAAUUAUCUGUAGUCUGUGUAUUUAUGCUGUCUUUAAUCUUAAUUCCCAUGGACAGUGAAAAAUUGAAAAUAUUAUAAUGGGCUGUGUUUCUCCUCUAACUGAAUUAUAUGAAUGUUCAUAUAUGUACUGUAUGUAUAUAUAUUUUUUUUACAUUUGUCUCUACUGCUAUUGUACAUAUGGACAAAUUACACAGCUGAUUGUAUUUCAUUAUUGAUG